CACGUGCCAUAAUCAAUACAAUGAGCGCUGAAGAGUUCCUGGCCAAUGUUGAAGGCAGCAUCGUGCCAGAGACCUGUCAUGAGGAUGUCUUGCGGAUCGCAUUCAUCUAUCUGCACGAGGGACUGUGGACCGGGAAUGGGGUGUUCGAUGUUGUGGAGAAGCUACACUCGCAUGGCUUGUCCUUUGGGGAGGACGAGUUACGCUAUAAUCAUUCCCUGGAUAUAUUCUACCUCGCACAGCUAGCAGCAGCAAUCUACCGCUAUUCCUCCCAACUGGAAGAAGACUUCCCCUCCUUCUCUAAUUUUUCUGCUUUCUACACAGCCCACCAUGACCUCCUGCACUUUUCUGCCUGGCGCUCCUACUACUCUACCCCAUUCCUCACCCAGCGCACCACAGCGCGCUUCUACCGCCUGCCCGACCUCCAGGACCUUCCCGACUCCUCCUCCCCACUAUGUCAGCCGCGUCAAAGUCCGGCAUCAUCUAUACACAUUUUGCAACUAUCUCGCUGGGCCUACACUGUCGCGUGUACACACCGUAGGCAGCCCUUUCUACCAUUUGCCACGCUUACUUCAUUGGCACUCAACACGCUGGAGGCAACUAUGACACGCCAGCACACGGCCAACCCCAGCGCACCAUCCUAUUCGGAAUCACAUGCGCGCCUCUGGCUUGACUAUUUUACUCCUGAUACUUCACCAUCUCGCGUGGCUGAGGUAAACCCCCGGCAAAGAGAGGGACCCGACGGGUUUGGGAUAUUGGUCGCGCAGGGAAUGUAUGAUAUACAUGGGCUGGAGACAGAGUAUCUUGCACAAAUAUCGGAGGGAGAGGGUCCCGAUGGAAAUAGCCAGUCAGAGCAGGUGAUGUGGUGUGGGGGGUGGGAUGGAGAGGUUGGGAGUGAGGAGGAGGAGGUAGAGUUUCUCGCCGCUGUUGCAGUGGAGGGAACACUUGGAUUAAGGCUCCAAGGAAUUGAUAUAAAUGAAUUGGACUUGUCAAUCCGGUCGCAUAUACUACUAGCGGUCAUGCAUGCUGCGGUGAAAGAUAGGCAGGAGAGGGAGCGGUUCUUGGGCGAGCUGGGAAGGCGAAUGGUGCAGGAGGGAUUAAUUGACAGGGAGAGGGCAGGGGGGUGGGUCAGAGAAGCCUUGGAGAUCAUGGAACCGUAUGUACGCGAAUGGCAUGGUAUAUGGCCUGGUGUAGAGGAGAGGGGGGAGAUGUUGCGGCGCAUUCUGGUGGAGAAUGGGCAGCUGUUUGCACGCUGGAGGGUGUCACCUGCGUCGAAGCAGUAUACUUUUGAGCUGGGACCCAGGGAGUAA
Aspergillus costaricaensis CBS 115574 is the source of this 1307-nucleotide messenger RNA. RefSeq lists its product as uncharacterized. The coding region runs from base 21 to 1307 and encodes 428 amino acids. The record is from RefSeq and is a predicted model, not a curated record. Lineage: Eukaryota; Fungi; Ascomycota; Eurotiomycetes; Eurotiales; Aspergillaceae. The transcript has 3 exons.